UCAAAAUCUUGCUAUGUCAGCGCUGAUGCCGGAUUUUCUACAAAAUACACUUGCAAAUAUUUAAUAAUUUGCGGCAAAUUAUUGUGAUUUAUUGGAUUUUUGAACUGUUAAGGCCAUGAGCGCCGUCGAGCUCAAAGAUCAGGGCAAUCGCUUGUUUGGGGCCAAGCAAUAUGACGACGCAAUUCAGUGCUACACAAAGGCGAUUAUCAAGAACUCCACAGUACCAACAUAUUUCACAAAUCGUGCACUGUGUCACCUUAAACUCAAAAAAUGGAAUCAGGCAAUUUUAGAUUGUCGACAAGCACUGGAUUUGGAUGCUAGCCUUGUUAAGGGUCAUUUCUUUCAUGGACAAGCUCUUCUGGAACAAGAGUGUUUUGAUGAAGCCGUUGCUGCUUUGAAAAGAGCUUUUGACCUAGCAAAGGAACAAAAGCUCAAUUUUGGAGAUGAUAUUGCCAGUACUUACAGGCUUGCAAAGAAAAAGAGGUUUGCAGUUGCAGAGGAGAAGAGAAUAGCUCAGGAAUCAGAACUACAGAAAUAUUUAAACAGGCUGAUACUAGAUGAUAAAGAAAGAUUAAUAAAUACUGCUUUAGAUAAAGGUGACGAAGAUGCAACAAACAUACAAAAUAUUGAACUUGAAGCUGAAAAACGAAUAUCUCAACUCAAUGAGCUUUUUACUCAGGUUGAUGACAAGCGAAAGAAAAGAGAAGUCCCUGAUGUCCUUUGUGGAAGGAUUAGCUUUGAAAUAAUGAAAGAUCCUGUGAUCACGCCAAGUGGAAUAACCUAUGAUAGAAAAGUAAUUGAAGAUCAUUUACAGCGCGUUGGCCAUUUUGAUCCUGUUACACGAACCGACCUCAAGCAAGAGCAGCUYAUCCCUAACUUAGCCCUAAAGGAAGUUAUUGACGACUUUGUCACAAAAAAUGAAUGGGUCGUGUCAGAGUAUUGACACAGAACUUUACCAUUGUAUAGUCAACUGUAGAAAGCCUCUCUUGUAGAUAUUAAAUUUCACUAGUUGAAAAAAAAGAAGCUCAAUAUAUAAUUAUCAAGUAGAAAACAAGGUCGACCAACUUGGAGUGCUAUUGUUUUGGUUUCCACCAAACUGUGCGGGAUAAAUUUGAAAUGAGAAAAAUAAUUGAAAUAUAGGUCGAUUAUGACAAUGGUCUUUCACGAUAGACCGCAGUUUGAUGAGCAAUCAGGAUUGAUUGCUGGAUGCUACGAGGAAAUUGUCUUCCUUCGACCGCGUGAAACAAGAGAAAGCUAGCUAAUAGUAGCUGUUUUCAACGUCUUUUUUUUUUCCAUUCUUUAUCAAACUAAAUAUUCGGCAUCUAUCGAUGGAAAAAUCUCGAUUUUUCACCAUCUACAAUCGUUGUCAAAAUAUCUUGAACUAUUAUUUGUCUCCAGACCAAUUUUUUUUUCCUUUAUUUUUUCACAGUUCUCCCCUUUAGCCCCCUUUCAUCAAUGUCAGAAGUACAAUAAGAUAGCAGAAAACGAUGUGACAAAGCAAGCAUCUCAUGUACUUCUGUCAAUGUUGGGUCUUGUUUCGGAUGGUUGUGAAAUUGUCUGCAGGUGUUACUUGGAAUAAGGAAAUUCGCUGGAAUUUUGCCAACKAUUGUAGUUUUAAGUUGUAGCAAGGAAGUACUCAUGCAGUGGUGGUGCUUCAAUGUUGUGGUUGAAUCCUAGAGAUAAAUACUUGACAAUAGAUGAGGUGACGGUUUUGUCCGCCAUUUUGGACCGGUAGGCAUAGUGUCGCAA
Molecule: messenger RNA, 1749 nt
Organism: Exaiptasia diaphana
Lineage: Eukaryota; Metazoa; Cnidaria; Anthozoa; Actiniaria; Aiptasiidae
Product: E3 ubiquitin-protein ligase CHIP
Exons: 9
Coding region: 116-943 (275 amino acids)
Biological process (GO): protein polyubiquitination; cellular response to misfolded protein; proteasome-mediated ubiquitin-dependent protein catabolic process
Cellular component (GO): cytoplasm
Molecular function (GO): protein-folding chaperone binding; ubiquitin protein ligase activity
Source: RefSeq, a predicted model, not a curated record